AUGAGUUGCCUGGAUGUAAUGUACCAAGUAUAUGGUCCGCCCCAGCCUUACUUUGCCGCAGCUUACAGUCCAUACCAUCACCAGAAAUUGGCGUUUUACUCAAAAAUGCAAGAGGCUCAAGAAACGGCGAGUAGCGGCGGCUCGUUCUCGAACCUCUCCGGGCCGACGAUAAAGGAAGAGGACUGCGAACGUGAGAAAGAUCAUCCACCGGAGGCCGAGUACAUCAGCUCGAGAUGCGUGCUGUUUACUUACUUUCAGGGUGACAUCAGUUCGGUGGUGGAUGAACAUUUCAGUCGGGCCCUUAGCCAGCCCAGUAGUUAUGUUCCCGGUUCCGCCAGCAACAAAUCUGCACGAGGUACAUCAUCCUGGAGAGACGGAUCAUUCCCGAUGAGCCAGAGGAGUUUCCCUCCCUCAUUCUGGAACAGCACGUACCAGCCUUCCAUCACAGCGUCGCUUGGCGGUGCCCUCGGCGCCUCUCACACCGAGAUCCCCUUCCCGACGGAUCCCUACUCCACCGCCUCCCUCCACAGUCACCUCCACCAGGCCACGCCAGAGCCCUGGCAUCCCUCACACCACCAUCACCACCACCCCUACUCGCUCGGGGGGGCCAUCGGCACCCAGAGCUCCGCCUACCCGCGACCCUCCGUUCACGACAUGUACGGGACGCACUUCGACCCCCGCUACGGCUCCCUGCUGGUGCCCUCCGUGCGUCCGCACAGGCUGCCGCCCUCCACCGUGCCCGCGCCGGGCACCUCGCCGUGCGACAUCAGCAAGAGCGAGCCCAGCAGCUCGGCGUGGAGCGGCCCGUUUAGCGGCACGGCGUCGGACAUGGGCCAGAGCCUCAGCCUAAACGUGGAUGCGGCCCGGCGCUACGCCCUCUGUGGCAGGACCAUCUUGAGCUGA
This is a messenger RNA of Chanos chanos (milkfish), 903 nucleotides long. It is a transcript of the gene vgll2a, whose product is annotated as vestigial-like family member 2a. The record is from RefSeq and is a predicted model, not a curated record. The coding region runs from base 1 to 903 and encodes 300 amino acids. The transcript has 4 exons. Gene Ontology annotation, biological process: regulation of DNA-templated transcription. Gene Ontology annotation, cellular component: nucleus. NCBI's taxonomy places the organism in Eukaryota, Metazoa, Chordata, Actinopteri, Gonorynchiformes, Chanidae.